AUGAAUGACCCUGUAGCAGCUUACAAACUCAUCAGACGACUGAGAAAUCAAUGGACCUCCAGGAGGAAGGGGGCACUGUCCUGUAGGUACAGCACAGCUGGAGGAAACCCCAGGCUGAUUUUGGCACCACUGAAAGAGGAGAUUGAGUGGGAUGAACCCGAAAUUAUCAGAUAUCAUGAAAUCAUUUUAGAAAACGAGAUUGAGAUCUUGAAAAGUUUCUCAAGACCUUGGCUGAGAAGGUCUCAAGUGCAUGUAAUAGAGGGAGAAGGUGCAGUCUCAAAAGAUCGUGUUUCCCAAAGUGUUUGUCUGGAAAAACAUGACCCCAUGAAUGUUCGUGUCAAUCAGAAAAUUGCAGACGCUACAGGACUCUCUAUGGAAACAGCUGAAUGUUUACACGUUCAGAAUUAUGGUAUUGGUGGCAGAUAUGAACCACAUCACGACUUCUUGAAUGAAGAGAAUGACAGGAUUGCUACAUUCUUAAUUUAUAUGAGUGAUGUGGAGAUAGGAGGCGCCACUGUGUUCCCUGAAGCUGGAGUUGCAGUGCGGCCAAAAAAGGGAUCAGCUGUGUUUUGGUACAACCUACAUAAGAAUGGUACAACCAAUUUGAAAACACUGCAUGGUGGAUGCCCUGCCUUUGUGGGAAAUAAAUGGGUGGCUAACAAAUGGAUCCGUGAGUUUGGCCAGGAGUUCAAGCGACCCUGUUCUCUGUCAAAUGGAGAGUAAAAAGCAUUAUAGAAGCCACAAUGUUUACGGUAACUGAAUGCAUGAUAA
This is a messenger RNA of Misgurnus anguillicaudatus (oriental weatherfish), 771 nucleotides long. The record is from RefSeq and is a predicted model, not a curated record. Lineage: Eukaryota; Metazoa; Chordata; Actinopteri; Cypriniformes; Cobitidae.